AUGCCUUUUUGUCGUUUAAAGGUUAUUUUGUUGAUCAGUGAGUGCACCUUUAUCAUUCUAGCAUGGUUUACACAAAAACUUAGAAGACCUCCCGUGAUACUGCUCCUUUAAUAUUAUGCAUGUAAGCGUAAUUAUCCAGUGAAAGAAAAACAAAAGCUACUCGUGGGUAGCAAACGUUGGGAAAAAAUGUUUCCUUGUUUGUUAAGCUGUCCAAUGUUUACCUAUGCGUUAUGUUCAAUCGGCAUUCACUCAUUUUAAAUCAACUUCUCUUCACCUAAGAAGUAAGCAAAAUAGUCGUUAUCGUCAAAAACUUUUUAGAUGCGUCCUUGCACUAAAUCGACGAAUUAGAUGGUUCUAAGUGCCUUUCCACAUAUUCCUCAAAAAAUACGUCAUGAUAUUCUAUGUCAUCAUAAAAAUAAAUAUAACAGUCAUGAAAACGUAUAGUUUCACUCAGGACAGAAUUACUCAGCUGCCUAAAGGAUCGCUGUGACAAUUACACACAGCUGUGCCUGGACAACAAACUCUCACAACUGAAGAUAACUCUUACUGUUAUGCGAUCACUGCUUAAACUAUGGAGGAGAUAAGAGUUUUCCUCCCCAUUGUCGUUUUUAUUCUGGUAAAUGUUCAACUCAUCACAGGACAGGACUGGCUAGAUGUCUCAAAAGAAGAGCUCCUGGCGCUGAGAAACGAAGUGCUUUCUUUCGAUAAUUCCGUCUCCGAUCUUGUGUUUUUAGUGGACACCUCUGGCAGUUUAUCGUCUAGCGACUACGAUGAAGAAAUAACAUUCGUCACCAACUUGCUAAAUGAGAUCAGCGUGGACAUGCAAGCAACCCGUGUCGAGGUGAUACCGUUUGGAAGCACGGCGAGCCAAUUCAUCACUCAAAUUUCCAACCCCGAUACUUCCAAGAACAAGUGUACAUUUAACGAACAAUUCAAGACGAUGUCCCAAAGUAUCAACGGUUGGGCCACGAACAUGAGGGACGCUUUUCAAUUGGCCUGGGAGGUUUGCCUGAAUAACGGAUUGAAAAGAACGCCGCUGACUACGAUUAAAACUGUCGUUAUCCUUCUCACUGAUGGCAAAUGGAACACACCUUACGGCGACUCGAGCCCCGUUUCACGAGCACAAAACCUCAUAGCGGGUCAUGUGGAGAUUUUUGCCAUAGGUGUUGGUAACAUUGACUACGCAAAUCUUGAAUCUCUUGUUGAUGAUCCAGACAAGCACGCAUUUCUUUUGCAAGACUUCGACGAGUUUGCUGAGCUUGCAACCUAUCUCAGAGGAGAUCCUUAUGAGGAGGUGUGGCAAAUAGAAUCUGUGACCGCUGAUAAAUGUAACAACAACUGUGACGCCCUCGCCACUUGUGCCUGUGGAUUGGUGUACGGGGACUACAAGUGCGCAUGUCCGAAGGGAUAUGCAGGGUCUGGAUAUGUGGGUGAAUGUAACGAAUGUCCGGAAUCAACUUACAAGGAUUUCCUUGGCUAUGCAGACGAGUGUACAGCUUGCCCUGAUAACUCUGGUCACACGAAUAAAGGCAGCUCAUCUAUCUCUGCCUGCAACUGUUUCACAGGAUGGAGUGGAUCACCAGAGAAUGGACAAGAAUGCACAAUACGUAUCUGUGAGACGCUGACUGUCCCUGAAAAUGGAGAAAUCGUAGGAAACUGCUACAACACUUACGGAUCCACAUGCGAGUUUCAGUGUUCCGAAGGACACGAACUGACCGGGAGUUCUACUAGAACAUGCACCAUUGAUGAAUAUGACGUUAUGGUUUGGAGUGGGAACGUUGUGACAUGUCCAGAUAUACGAUGUCCUUAUGUUAUUGUCUAUAAUGCUGAAAACCCUACGGGCACAUGUACCAAUCCAGAUGGAAGCACAGCCACUGAUUUCCUUUACCAAACUACCUGUAGCUUUCAAUGCUUGACUGGCUUUGACAGAAUUGGAAGCGAGAACAUUACGUGUCAGCUGAGCGGAGACUGGUCUCCAGAUCCUCCUUCUUGCGAAUGUAAGAUAUUAUUCGCGCAAUCUGCUGCUUCAAAGGGCGGAACAGUUGCUUUCAUUAAAGAUUUGGGUAUACAUAAGCAAGCAAAAACUAACGAUAAAAACCUACGUUCCGUAGUCAGUUCAUUACGCCAUUGUACAAAUUCUGCGAGUUAAAAAAUUCAUUUUUUCACCGACCUCUCUCAACUCGCCUUGACAAUGACGUCAUGAACUGACGCCGAAAAGUAGGUUUUUAUCGUUAGCUUUUGCUAGCUCAUGCAUAAAUUUUAACCCCGUUUAUAAGACGAAGAAGAUAUACCCAUAUUUCUUUGAAGUAAGAGCUUUUCAGACGGCGAUUUAAGAUUUAACCAAAGAAACAUCGGCCUUCGCUGAGGGAGAUAUGUGAAGAGCCUCUCGUUAUCUCGUACAAAAGAUGAAAAUCGCUCAAAGACACAUUCGUGAGAUCCAAACUCUAAAGGCAAAGAAACUGCAUUUGCAAACAGCGGGAAUCGUGUAGCCCUGUCACAGCUUUCAAUUUCUUGAAUGUAUUCCCUGGAAGUCCUUAGCGACUGGAGACCACUAGGAUGCAGGUUCGGAUGGAAUUUUGACUGGGAACACAGGAAGGGUCACGGGAGACAAAUAAAAUUUGCCAUAAUUUUUAUGACCUUUUAUACUCGUCCUGAAAAUAUAAUUAGCUCUUAUUAACCGAGCAGGAGGUACGUAUUGGAAAGUCUCGACCGAGGUCGUGAGUACAGACCGAAAAGCAGUUAGGUCUGUACACACGACCGAGGUCAAGAUUAUCCCAUACAGACAGACUAGGCUCGGUUAAUAAGACGUUUAUUAUAUGGCAAACAAGAAUAGUUUAAUACGUUUAAUGUAACUGGUUUAUACUAGCUAACAUUUUGCUUGUGAACCGCGAUGAGCCAAACUUAAUUAUUCCAAAGUUUGCUCGUCUUAUUUACUUUUUUUCUCAUCAGGCUUUUUGGCACUUCCAUAAAUAUAUACUGUUAGUAAAGUUGCAUUUUAGUUUGCAAAUUUUUCGCUGCAAAACAUUACUGGUUUAGAUGCCGGUCUGGAUGGGAAAAUCUAGACUGCUUUCAAUAUUAAUUUCAACCAAUCAAAUUCGUUAAUUUCGUAUUUCCCCGUCCUUGUGAGACAGAGCCAUAUAUAAAAUUAAACAUAUUGAAUUGGAGUGGAACCUCUUUAUCUGGUCACUUACAGGCCACAAAAAUCUGGUCGUAUAAAGAGAGGCGGGGGGACGGUGGGUCCGGCCAGAAUAAAGUGGCGUGAUAACGAGGCGGCCGAAUGAACGGACUGGCCAUAAGGCAGGGUUGAACUGUAGAUCAUAACUAGUUUCCUCUUAUUAUAGUCUCCCAUUGCGGAAGCUUCAUAAAUAUGGCGUGGACACGAGUAGUCCCAAAUGGUUUGAAUCAUAUCUCUGCGACCAAAGCCAAAAAUGCAGCAUAAAUGGCCAUUUGUCGGGUGUUGCCCCAGAUUCCUGUGGUGUCCCACAAUGUAGCAACCUUUUACCACUCCUAUUCUUAGUUCACAUUAAUGAUCCGCCUAGUUGCCUCAGUUCAACCUCUGCGAGGGUGUUCGCUGACGACACAAAUAUAACUUACGCUGCCAGUACAAUCGCUGACCUUGAAAAUGUCGUAAACUCAGAGCUAAGAAAACUUAAUUGCUGGCUUGUAACCAAUAGGCUAAGCCUUAAUGUUACUGUGACUGAAUUUAUGGUAAUUGGAUCAAAUCAACGAGUACAUGUUCUUUCGAAUAACCAAAUUAAUGUUGUUAUCGACAGAAAAUCGAUCAAAAAGGUCAAAGAAGUCAAAUCACUGGGUGUGGCUAUUGACGAACACCUUUCAUGAACAAGACAUAUAGACGAAAUGAGCAAGAAGAUAUCCUCAGCCAUAGGCGCCUUUAAAAGUGUAUUCAUCUCUGAGAGAACCGCUCUCCAAAUCUACCUUGCGUUGAUUUUAUCCCGCUUUGACUAUUGUAGCCCUGUUUGGGAUGAACGCAACGUUACCUUGAGCGAUAAAUUAAAACAAAAAAACUCCAAAACAUGGCUGUCUGGGUCAUUACCAGGUCCAGUUAUGCCAUGUUCAAGUUUCCUCCUAAAUUUGACUCCACUGGGACAAUCUCUCCACACGCCGGAAAAAGCUUAAGGUGAUGUUGAUGUUUAAAGCAAUUGAGAGGCUUUCUCCGGCGUACCUGCAAAACGUUUUUAGCAUCUGCAGUACACCGUAUUUUCUAAGAGAUUCUGAGCUCAAAUUAGACUUGCCCAAGCCGCGCACAAACUACUGCAAUCAUGGCUUUUGCUACCGCGGGGCGCUAUUUAAACAAUAGAGUGUUUUUGUCGAGGAAUUAUCGGCUGAUAGUUGCC
Orbicella faveolata is the source of this 4355-nucleotide messenger RNA. Its product is annotated as sushi, von Willebrand factor type A, EGF and pentraxin domain-containing protein 1-like. The record is from RefSeq and is a predicted model, not a curated record. Lineage: Eukaryota; Metazoa; Cnidaria; Anthozoa; Scleractinia; Merulinidae.